AUGGAUUCGGAAAAAAAGCCAGCAACGGUAGGGGAGAAGGUACAGCCGCCCCCAGUGCUGUGCGAGAACAAUUGCGGGUUCUAUGGAAAUCCAGCGAACAACAAUUUAUGCUCAAAGUGUUUUAGGGAAUCAGAAGAAAAAAAAAAAAAAGAGUUGGCUAAUAUGGAAAAAAUAAGUGAAUAUAUUGAUCCAAAUUAUACAGAGGGAAAAGGAAAAGGUAAGGGGAAAUCAAGUAAGGGAAAGAAGGAAAAAACGGGAGAUGAUGAAACACAAGAGAAAAUGCAAAUACAAAGAGAUAUGGUGAGUCAUGAUAAUAAUACAGGUAUUAAUAAUAAUAAAACAAGCGUUAAAGAUGAUAAUGUUAAUUCAAGUAUUAAAAAUGAGAAUGACAAUAAUACUAUUGCGAAAAGUAAUAGUAAUGAUAGUUGUAAUACUAACACUAAUACCAAAAGUAGUACUAACCCCAGUAGUAAUAGCAGUAUCAGUGCGCUUGGUGAAAAAAAUACUGAGAACAAACCGUCUACCAGUGGUAGUAAUACUGCAGGCACAACCGAGAAUAAAACAAAGUGCUUUUUAUGUAAUAAACGAAUUGGAUUAUUAGGUAUAAAAUGUAGAUGUGAACAUUAUUUUUGCGCACUUCAUCGAUAUGCUGAUACACAUAACUGUACAUUCGAUUAUAAGAAAUAUUAUAAAGACCAGUUAAUGAAAAAUAAUGUUAAAGUUGUAGCAGACAAGGUGAAAAAAAUAUAA
Plasmodium malariae is the source of this 750-nucleotide messenger RNA. RefSeq names its product zinc finger protein, putative. The record is from RefSeq and is a predicted model, not a curated record. The coding region runs from base 1 to 750 and encodes 249 amino acids. Gene Ontology annotation, molecular function: zinc ion binding; DNA binding. The transcript has 2 exons. NCBI's taxonomy places the organism in Eukaryota, Apicomplexa, Aconoidasida, Haemosporida, Plasmodiidae.